Molecule: messenger RNA, 5940 nt
Organism: Phascolarctos cinereus (koala)
Lineage: Eukaryota; Metazoa; Chordata; Mammalia; Diprotodontia; Phascolarctidae
Gene: MAP3K14
Product: mitogen-activated protein kinase kinase kinase 14
Biological process (GO): canonical NF-kappaB signal transduction; protein phosphorylation
Molecular function (GO): ATP binding; protein serine/threonine kinase activity
Source: RefSeq, a predicted model, not a curated record
AGGCUGGCGCGCGGACUCCGGGGCAGGGAGAGUCGGGGCCCCUCGGCGUCGGGGCGUGGAUCUCCGCCGGAGCCCCGGGCCCUCUUCGUGGAUCCUGGGCAGCGAGGCCCUCCUGGCUGCCUGCCCCACGCCCCGGCGCCCGCGCCCCGGCCCGUCCCUCAGCCCCGGGGUCCACAUCUGGCGGGGGGACCUGCCCUUCUCCGCCCGGGGCCACCCCCCCACCGCCUCCUGGGCCUCCUCGGACGGAGACUCGGCUCCCUAAGCGGGUGCCCGCAGACGUGCUUUAGCCUCCUGUAGAACCCGGCGCUGCCGCCCAGCGACUUGGCCGGGGAACGUGGACAAACCCCCUCCGCCGCUCAGAGCCCGCCAGGUCACCCUCCUCCGUAAACCGAGGUGGGUCACCUUCCUUCGUAAAGCGAGGCGGGGUCUCAGUGAAUCUGUGAGAUGGCAGUGAUGGAGAUUAUGUGCCAAAGUGCACCUGACUCAGAUAUUGGGCACCAGAAGGAGCUUGCCAAGGGAAAGAGCCAGAUUCCAGCCAAGAAGUGCAGCUCUGUCUGCAAGCUUGAAACUGUGGAGAAGAACCGGGUUUUCUGUGGGCAAUGGGAAAUCCUAAACGAUGUAAUCACCAAAGGGACAGCCAAGGAAGGCAUGGAAGGAGGAUCGGCCUCUAUCUCCAUCAUUGCCCAGGCAGAAUGUGAGAACAGCCAAGAGUUCAGUCCCACCUUUUCAGAGAGAAUUUUUAUUGCUGGCUCAAAACAGUACAGCCGAUCUGAUAGUCUAGACCAGAUCCCCAACAAUGUAGCCCAUGCAACAGAGGGGAAAAUGACCCCUGCUUGUUGGAAGGCAAAGCGUCGAAACAAGGCUGGGAAGAAACGAAAGAAGAAAAGUUCCAAGGUGCCAGGCCAGAGGGGUGGACCCUUGGCCAAGCCUCUCCCCAAAACCCCUGAGCAAGAAAGCUGCAUGAUCCCUGUGCAGGAGGAUGAGUCCUCAGGCCCUUAUUUCAGCAACGUCCCUCAGUUCUCCAGCCCUCCAAAGGAGAUGCUCCACAGCCCGCUGGUUUUUGAGAAGGUUGGAGCAGGCCUGCAUUCAGCCCUGAAAACCCACCCUCGAGCUGAACUCCAUAAACUGAUCAGCCCAGUGCAGUGCCUGAACCAUGUGUGGAAACUUCAUCACCCCAAGGACUUCAUCCCCCAACCAGACCUACUGUGCUCUUCCCCCUACAAGAGACUGCCCCAUCCUUUCCCCUUCUCCCCACUUCUUGCUCAAAAGCCCAGACCCUUGGGGACCUUCUUGCUGGGCAACUUGGCCCGUGUAGAUAGCCAGCGCCACGUGUCUGGCCUAGGUCUGGAAACUCCCUGCCCAAAGCAUGGCACGUCUGAGAAGCUUUCCGUGGAGGAAUAUCUCGUGCAUGCCCUGAAAGGGAGUGUGAGUGUGGGUGAGCCCAGGAACCUAACCAGCCUUGCCAAGACCUGGCAGAGAGGAGGGAUGGGUCACCGAGGCCCAGUACCGGAGACAGAAGAAAAUGAAGGGGUCCUGCUCACUGAGAAACUCAAACCAGUGGAUUACGAAUACCAAGAAGAAGUUCACUGGACCAAGAGCCGAGACUGCCUGGGCCGAGGUUCCUUUGGGGAGGUGUACAGAAUGGAAGACAAGCAGACAGGGUUUCAGUGUGCUGUCAAAAAGGUGCAUGUCAGAGUUUUUCGUGCAGAGGAGUUAACGGCAUGUGCUGGACUGACAUCACCCAACUUUGUCCCUUUGUAUGGUGCUGUGAAGGAAGGUCCUUGGAUCAACAUCUUCAUGGAGUUGAUGGAAGGUGGCUCACUGGGUCAGCUGAUAAAACAGAAGGGCUGCCUACCUGAAGACCGAGCUCUUUAUUAUUUGGGACAGGCUUUGGAAGGGCUAGAAUAUCUCCAUACACGAAGGAUUCUCCAUGGAGAUGUGAAAGCUGACAAUGUUCUCUUGUCUGGUGAUGGCAGCCGGGCACUCCUCUGUGACUUUGGCCAUUCCACCAAUUUGCAGCCUGAUGGCUUGGGAAAGUCCUUUCUUACAGGGAACUACAUCCCUGGCACAGAGACCCACAUGGCUCCAGAAGUGGUGAUGGGAAGACGCUGUGACUCAAAGGUAGACAUCUGGAGCAGCUGCUGCAUGAUGCUGCACAUGCUCAAUGGGCGUCACCCUUGGACCCAGUAUUAUAGUCGGCCUCUUUGCCUCAAGAUUGCCAACGAGCCACCACCUGUGAGAGAGAUUCCGCCCUCUUGUACCCCUUUUACUGCUCAAGCCAUCCAGGAGGGACUGGAGAAGGAGCCUGUCCAGAGGGCAUCUGCCACAGAGCUAAGGAGGAAGAUCUGUUUGGCAUUGCAGCAUGUGGGAGGUUUGAAAAGUCCUUGGAGAGGACAAUAUAAGGAACCAAGACAGUUGCCUUCAGACAAAGAGAAUAGUCUAGAAAUACUGGCAUCCUUGUCUUUGCCAAGUGGGCCCAUCCCAGAGGCUCUAGGGCCUGGGCUGGCCAUUGAGGCAGUGGGUUUCACCACCAAACUUCAGCCACCUUUACCACCGGAGCCACCAGAGCAAAAUAAGUUGUUGCCCCUGAGGCUGAGCCAGGAGGAGUCUGGGACCUGGGAGCCUCUGCCCCUUUCUUCCCUGGGCCACGUCCCCACCAGGAGCUGCAGUUCAGGGGAGCGAAAAUCAACCUCUUCAGAUGAGGAACUUCAGCAGCUUGAGAUAGAGUUAUUUCUGAACAGCCUGUCUCAGCCAUACUCCCUAGAGGAACAGGAGCAAAUGCUGUCAUGUCUCAGCAUUGACAGUCUCUCCCUGUCUGAUGCUGGCGAGAAGAACCUGUCCAAGGUUUCUCAGAGCUUACGUGAGAACUUCAGCUCUGGAAUCCACUCGUGGAACAGUCAGGCAGAUGGGCAGAGUUUCAGCUGGAACAACCUACUGGGGCGAAGCCGGCACACAGACAUGCCCAGCUAUUUCAAUGGUGUGAAAAUCCAAAUCCAGUCUCUAAAUGGUGAGCACCUGCAUAUACGAGAGUUCCACCGAGCCAAGGUGGGAGACAUCGCCACAGGAAUCAGCAGCCAGAUCCCUGCCUCUGCAUUCAGCCUGGUGACCAAGGAUGGGCAGCCUGUACACUAUGACAUGGAGGUACCUGACUCGGGCAUCGACCUUCAGUGCACCCUGGCUCCCGACUGCAGCUUCAGUUGGACCUGGAGAGUCAAGCAUGGUCAGCUGGAGAAUAGGCCCUAGCCUGCCUCCCUUCAAGCCCCAGAGCUUGGGAUCCUAGAAAUCAGCCUUGGAGGUCCUAGAAUAAGUACCAGCUUUUGCUUCUACCCGAAGAGAACAAGUGGACUUGGCCUUCUCCAAGAGAUUUGGCAUCUGGCAGUAGGGAAGAAAGUUGGAAACCAGAAAGCUAGGACUUGGAAACUUGUGAUGGUCCACCCAGCAAUCCACCAGUAUGAUGGAGAAGUGGGGAGGGGGGGUUGUUUGUGUUUGUGUGUGUGUGUGUGUGUGUGUGUGUGUGUGUGUGUGUGUGUGUAGUCAUCUUGAGUCCUGACUAAAAUAAACUGGUACGGGCCUUGCUGUGUGUGGAGGAGGAAGACAUUUAAAAUCUUCCUUCCUAGGAAUAGAAAGGAGUUCCCUCUCUUGGCAGAGAAAAGAUGGUGUGGCAUGUUCAGCAGCAGUGAAUCACCUUACAGCAAUAGGGAGAGAACAGCUUUGAAUCUGGAGUUGAAGGGAAAUGUGGGACAGCCACUUUGCCCUGCUUUCCUCCAGCAGGUAGGUGUGAACAGGAUGACUUUCUGGAAGGUGCUUACCUGUUUCCAGUUACAGGAACUGAUGAGGAGGAUGGGGUGCUUCCUUUAGUUAAUGAGGAGGCUGAGGCGUUCCAAUGUUUGCUCCCCUCUGGCUGGGCUGCAUUCCACCUGCUCACCUUCAUGCUGUAAUUAGGACCUUGAUACAAAGUCUUCUCUGGCUCUCUUCCUAUUUAAAAUGAGAGACUUUCAAAUGCGAAGAAAAAAUUCCGUAAAGGCAUAAAUCUCCCGUUACAAUUCUCUUCUCCUUUUUUUUGGGGGGGGGGAGGAGGCAUAUAUAUCUGAGAAGGUAUUUGUGUGACAUGAAUCUUGAUAGAAGCAAGUUUGUCUGAACCCCACAAUGCCUAAUGCAUGUUUUCUAUACUAUGGGCAGGUGGUAAACGGCCUAUUCAAGUCAGGCUGACUAGAGCUUCUGGUCACAACAUGUUUGAGAAGUCCUUUACUGUCCCCGGUAGAGGAGUUAGCAGCAGACUGUUUCAGAGUUCUCUUCAUAGACAGCUGAAUUGGGACUGACUAGGCAUGGGGAGAGAAGCAUGUUUUAUUCCCAGCUCUACCAAUGCUUCUGGGACCUUAGGCACACAGCUCUCCCUUAGUUUUCUCAUAUGUAAAAGUGGUUGCAGGAAUCCUUCGUUUCUAAGGAUGUGAUGAUAAAGUGAGAUAAUCGAUAUGAAAGCACUUUGCGAAGUGCAGUACCCCCCAAAAUGCCAGCUCUUAUUAGUUCUAACUGCCACGUCCAGCCAGACCAGAACCUCAGCCCCUUGAUUUCAUUCACGUGUCAAGUGUCCCACUCAGCAGGGAUCCAGUGGGGCAGAUCGAGGUACUGAGGCGCCUUUGCCAGCAUGGGCCAACAGAGGAGUCCCCAUCCGCGUCCCUGCUGAGCACUGACAGCAGCACUUUGGGUCCUCGUGCAGCUUCUUUUCUCAAAGCACUUUGGCAGCUUUGCUGCCCCCUUUGAGGGCAAGUCAGUCUCCUUGUGUCCUCCACCUUUUAUUUUUACACAUAAGCAGAUGAUUGUCAAAUCUGAGAAGACAGAACUCACAGAUUCCCCACCUGCCUGGGAGAGGGGCUGAAAGGACUUUAGUCUUUGUCAGGGGCAGAGCAAGGCCUAAGCACUGACCUCCUGGCUCCUGCCUCCUUCCCAUUCUGAUCACUGUACCCUCGCCGUGUAGCAUUAAGCCAACUGUGAACUGUUUACGUUUAGGAGGAGGGACAGUCGUGACACCACCAGCCCCAUAGCUAAUCUGGGAUGGGAGUCUUCUUGCCCUGGCCUCCUCCCUUGGGUCUUUCGUUAUAUAGAUGGGUCCAUCAAAGGAUACCGAGCCCCCUCCAAAGGCUGUGGCGUGGCUGUGUUCCCACCAGAACUUUCCAUGUCAUCAUGGGCAUAGGAGUCGAGGUGAAUCAAGUUUAGGGGUCUGAGAGCCCCAAAGCCUGACGGGUGGAUUGGAUGAGCAGCAGCGUGUUCCAGUGGAAAGUUUGGAGUCAGACGACCUCUUUUCAAAUCCUGUCUUUGCCCCUUGUAUGACCCUGUGCAAGUCCCUUAGGCUCUCUGACCUUCGGCUUCCUCAUCUGUAAAGAGGAAGUUGGACUAAAAGACAGCCUAAGGUCCCUUCCAGGUCUAAAUCUGUGGUCCAGACAUGUGAAGGACAUCUUAAGGUCCCUUAAGAUGGUUGCUCCAAGUGUGGGGGGAGCAGAAGCACAUUGUGAGGGCCCAGAUUUCUCCAGUCAUUCCACCUGAGAGCAGCCACUGAGAACCCUGAAUGCCAAUAGACACUUGGGGUGGAGCCACAGCUGCCCAGUCAAGGACAGAUGUUUCACCAAACACUGGAGAAUGAGUCCCUCCUUGCACCACCAUCAGUACCAACAAAGAUGGACUGAUUUUGCGAGUUGGAUUGUAAAUGUUGCCUUUUUUAAAAAAAAAAUAAAGUUUGGAAUGAUGAUUAUUUUCCUAAACAAGUGUGUCUCCUCUUCUAUUGUACAUGAGGCCUUGUUGCUCCUCUUGGCAGCUGACCUGAAGCCUCCUUUGACCUUUGGGUGGAGUCUUUCUAGCCUAUUCCCUGAUUUCAUGCGAGGGCUGUUUUCAGAGGCUUUAGGUUGUGCCCUCCCCAACUUCUACAACAGAGUGGAGAGGUCCAUG